Molecule: messenger RNA, 6359 nt
Organism: Hyaena hyaena (striped hyena)
Lineage: Eukaryota; Metazoa; Chordata; Mammalia; Carnivora; Hyaenidae
Gene: ADCY1
Product: adenylate cyclase 1
Exons: 20
Coding region: 1-3405 (1134 amino acids)
Biological process (GO): intracellular signal transduction; cAMP biosynthetic process; adenylate cyclase-activating G protein-coupled receptor signaling pathway
Cellular component (GO): plasma membrane
Molecular function (GO): adenylate cyclase activity
Source: RefSeq, a predicted model, not a curated record
AUGGCGGGGGCGCCGCGCGGCCGAGGCGGAGGCGGCGGCGGCGGCGGAGGCGGAGGCGGCGCGGGCGAGCCCGGGGGCGCGGAGCGGGCGGCCCUGCCGGGCGGCCGGCGCGGGCUGCGGGCGUGCGACGACGAGUUCGCGUGCCCCGAGCUGGAGGCGCUGUUCCGCGGCUACACGCUGCGGCUGGAACAGGCGGCCACACUGAAGGCGCUGGCGGUGCUCAGCGGGCUGGCGGGCGCGCUGGCGCUGGCCGAGCUGCUGGGCGCGCCGGGGCCCGCGGCCGGCCUGGCCAGGGGGUCGCACCCCGCGCACUGCGUGCUCUUCCUGGCGCUGCUCGUGGUCACCAACGUGCGCUCGCUGCAGGUGCCCCAGCUGCAGCAGGUCGGCCAGCUGGCGCUGCUCUUCAGCCUCACCUUCGCGCUGCUGUGCUGCCCCUUCGCGCUUGGCCGCCCGGCGGGGACCCACGCCGGCGCGGCUUCGGGGCCGGCGACCGCCGACCAGGGCGUGUGGCAGCUCCUGCUGGUCACCUUCGUGUCCUAUGCCCUGCUGCCCGUGCGCAGCCUGCUGGCCAUCGGCUUCGGGCUCGUGGUGGCCGCCUCGCACUUGCUGGUCACGGCCACCUUGGUACCCAACAAGCGCCCGCGUCUCUGGAGGACGCUUGGUGCCAAUGCCCUGCUCUUCCUCAGUGUGAACAUGUACGGCGUCUUUGUGCGGGUCCUGGCCGAGCGCUCCCAGCGGAAAGCCUUCCUGCAGGCACGGAACUGCAUCGAAGAUCGGCUGAGGCUGGAGGACGAGAACGAGAAGCAGGAGCGGCUGCUCAUGAGCCUUCUGCCCCGGAAUGUUGCCAUGGAGAUGAAGGAGGACUUCCUGAAGCCCCCCGAGAGGAUUUUUCACAAGAUUUACAUCCAGCGGCAUGACAACGUGAGCAUCCUCUUUGCAGACAUCGUGGGCUUCACGGGCCUGGCGUCACAGUGCACAGCACAGGAGCUGGUCAAGCUCCUCAAUGAGCUCUUCGGCAAGUUUGAUGAACUGGCCACGGAGAAUCACUGUCGCCGCAUCAAGAUCCUCGGGGACUGUUACUACUGUGUGUCCGGCCUCACCCAGCCUAAGACUGACCACGCCCACUGCUGCGUGGAGAUGGGCCUGGACAUGAUUGACACUAUCACGUCUGUGGCCGAGGCCACAGAGGUGGACCUGAACAUGCGUGUGGGGCUGCACACGGGCAGGGUCCUCUGCGGGGUCCUGGGCCUGCGCAAGUGGCAGUAUGACGUGUGGUCCAACGACGUGACCCUGGCCAAUGUCAUGGAGGCGGCUGGCCUGCCUGGGAAGGUCCACAUCACGAAGACGACCCUGGCAUGCCUGAAUGGGGACUAUGAGGUGGAGCCGGGCCAUGGACAUGAGAGGAACAGUUUCCUGAAAGCUCACGACAUCGAGACCUUCUUCAUCGUGCCGUCACACCGGCGGAAGAUAUUUCCAGGGCUGAUCCUCUCCGACAUAAAACCAGCCAAGAGGAUGAAGUUCAAGACCGUGUGCUACCUGCUGGUACAGCUGAUGCACUGCCGGAAGAUGUUCAAGGCGGAGAUCCCCUUCUCCAACGUCCUGACGUGUGAGGACGACGACAAGCGGAGGGCGCUGAGAACCGCAUCGGAAAAGCUGCGAAACCGCUCCUCGUUCUCGGCGAAUGCCGCCUAUACCACCCCAGGCACCCGCGUCAACAGGUACAUUGGCCGCCUUCUGGAGGCGCGCCAGAUGGAGCUGGAGAUGGCGGACUUGGACUUCUUCACACUCAAGUACAAGCAGGCCGAGCGGGAGCGCAAGUACCACCAGCUCCAGGAUGAGUAUUUCACCAGCGCCGUGGUCCUGGCCCUCGUCCUGGCCGCCGUGUUCGGCCUCGUCUACCUGCUCAUCAUCCCGCAGAACCUGGUCCUCCUGCUGCUGCUGGUCUUCUGUAUCUGCUUCCUGGUGGCCUGUGUCCUGUACCUGCAUGUCACCCGGGUCCAGUGUUUUCCAGGCUGCCUGACGAUUCAGAUCCGCACAGUCUUGUGUAUCUUUGUCGUGGUCUUGAUCUACUCUGUGGCCCAAGGAUGCGUGGUGGGCUGCCUGCCCUGGUCCUGGAGCUCCAGCCCCAAUGGGUCUUUGCUGGUCCUGACGCCCGGCGGCCGGAACACAGUGCUGCCCGCCGCGCCCUGCGAGUCUGCGCCCCACGCCCUGCUCUGCGGCCUCGUGGGCACCCUCCCGCUGGCCAUCUUCCUGCGGGUGUCCUCUCUGCCCAAAAUGAUCCUGCUUCUCGUGCUCACCACGUCCUACAUCCUGGUCCUGGAGCUCAGCGGCUACACUCGGGCGCCCGGGGGCGGCGCGGCCUCCGGGCACAGCUUCGAGCCCAUCAUGGCCAUCCUGCUGUUUUCCUGUACCCUGGCUCUGCACGCCCGGCAGGUGGACGUCAGGCUGCGGCUGGACUACCUCUGGGCGGCACAGGCCGAGGAGGAGAGGGACGACAUGGAGAGGGUGAAGCUGGACAACAAGAGGAUUCUCUUCAACCUCUUGCCGGCCCACGUGGCUCAGCAUUUCCUCAUGUCCAACCCCCGGAACAUGGACCUGUACUACCAGUCCUACUCACAAGUGGGCGUCAUGUUCGCCUCCAUCCCCAACUUCGAUGACUUCUACAUCGAGCUGGACGGCAACAACAUGGGGGUGGAGUGUCUGCGUCUCCUGAACGAGAUCAUCGCGGACUUUGAUGAGCUCAUGGAUAAAGACUUUUACAAGGACUUGGAGAAGAUCAAGACCAUUGGGAGCACCUACAUGGCCGCCGUGGGGCUGGCGCCCACCACUGGGACCAAGGCCAAGAAGUGCAUCUCCUCCCACCUAAGCACGCUGGCGGACUUUGCCAUCGAGAUGUUCGAUGUCCUGGAUGAAAUCAACUACCAGUCCUACAACGACUUUGUGCUCCGUGUGGGCAUCAAUGUCGGCCCUGUGGUGGCUGGGGUGAUCGGGGCUCGGAGGCCGCAGUACGACAUCUGGGGAAACACAGUCAAUGUGGCCAGUCGGAUGGACAGCACCGGCGUCCAGGGCAGAAUCCAGGUGACUGAGGAGGUUCACCGGCUGCUGCGCCGGGGGACCUACCGCUUUGUGUGCCGCGGGAAGGUCAGCGUCAAGGGCAAGGGUGAGAUGCUGACGUACUUCCUGGAAGGCAGGACGGAUGGAGACGGCUCCCAAGGCAAGGAGCGGAAAAUGUGUGGCUAUGGGCGAGCCGGCCUCCAGAGCAGACUGGGCUCGGGCCUGCCCUCGGUGUCCCCCAUGGCUGGCCUCCCGGUCAGAGCCGGGCUGGGGGCUCUGCAGGGUGCGGGGCUCCCCCCCUGCCCCCACAGCCAGCACCUGUCUCCCGGAGCAGCUGGGAAGGAGGCUUAGUGGAGCUCACGCUGGCCACUGGGGGCUCAGGGCACAGAUGUGCAGGGCGUCUGGGCCUCCAGUCCUCCAGCAGGGACGGUGAGCCGUCUGGCAUGACCCAAAGCGGCCAGGCAGUGACGGGCCAGGGCAGCCCUGCCCAUGUGGACGCUGGCUGAGGUUUUCACAGGACUGUGCUCUCUCAGUCCCCUCUGCGGUGGCAGAGAAGGGGCAGCUGCCUGGGGGCAGCCAAGUCAGUGUCAGGCUCUGGGACCUUCAGAACAUCCUGGGGGGCCAUGGCCUAUCGUUUAGCGAGAGCCGCGGGGCGUGGCAGGCAGGGCGAGCCCAAGCACGCCCCCAGGCAGAAGCCCUUGAACCCUACGUGGUGGGGCCUGUGUGGCUGGAAGCCAGGCCUCGCUCGGCAGGGCCAUGAGGGCAGGAAUCAGGCCCGGAUGGUGGGCCCUAGAUGGGCGGUUUUUGGGGACAACGGAGAAGCCCCUGCCUCGUCGCAAGGUUGGUGGGGCCACCUCCUUGCUGAGAGCCAGAGGCGGGUCUUCUGGAACUCCCGGGCCCAGAGCCGCAUCUCCGCAUCCAGCAUCCUUGAUGGUCUGCUCUGCACCACCCCUCGGCCCCCGACGGCAUCGGCUCCUAUGGACCCUGGCCCCUGCGGUCACUCUGCUGGUCGCCUUGGGAUCCUGUACUCACAACAGCACGAGCCUGCGUGGAUUUCAAAAUGAGUGAACCUCACGACCCGGAGAAAGCUUUCCGGGCACCCGGAUGUGGAGUCUCAGAGUGAGUCUGGGAUGGGUGCAGACCAAGGAUGCCGGGAUGUGCUGUGGGGGGCACAGGGCAGUGGCUGGGGCAAAUGACAGGCCACAAAUACCUGGACGAGGCCCUGGGGGGCCUCAGUUCCGACCGCAGGGAGAAGGCCAUUCAGCACCGGCAGAGGAUCUGGGCAGACAGGUCGGGGGACCAGGUCCUGACCUGUAGUUCCAGCACGCAGCGGGGGGCUCUGCGGGGCAGCCAGCACGGUCAGCCGCCAGGCCGUGUGGGGACAGGCUGGCGGUGCGGGGCUCAGGAUGGAAGCGGGUGGUUGGACGGCCUCCCUCCUGAGAAUGAGCUCUUUGCUGAGCCAGUGACAGCCAUCGGUGCAUCGAGGACUCAGUGGCCCAGCCAUCCCCUGCCAGCCCACACUUAGAGACAUGGCAUGAUUCCUUUAGGGGAAACUGAGUCAUCUCAAGAGUGCUGUGAGCAUGUGGCCCAUGUGCCUGGACACAGGGCUGAGGACCUGGCCCAACUUCCCCCCCAGGGCAGGCUUGGGACUGGGGGAGUGAGCGGUGGACAGCACGUGGCCUGACCCGUGAAUGUGCUGUCACACGGCAGAGGGGACGUUACAGGAAUCACGGGUACGGGCCGUUAGCCAGGGCAGGGCCCUGAGCUCCCUGGGUGGCCUUGGUGGGAUUGCAUGUCCCCUUGAAGUGGACGCAGAGGCAGGAUGGUGAGGAUGACGCAAGCAUGAGGUGGUGGUUUUAAAGGUUUGGGUCCCAGCCCUCAGGCAGCAGAGACGGGCUGGUCACUCCCGCAGACACACACGGCAGAUUCCGUGUCCCCCAGAGUGAUCAGGAUGCAGGUGGAUGCCCAAGGGACUCUCAGCGGGCCCCCCCACCCCCGCCUCGCUGGGCAUGGACCCGGAGUCCACAGAACUAGGAGCUCUGGAGCCCCACGACGUGUGGCCGCCUGGCAGCUGGCUGCCACGACCCUCUGGCGGCGAGGCCCUGGGCCCCACAAGCAAGCAACCCCUGGGGCAUGGGAGCCUGUGCAGCCGUGGCGGUGGGGUGCGUGCCGUCUUCCUCCGUGUCUGGGAAGGGACUGGAUGAUAUUGCCUUAUUUAUUUUCACUUGUGUACAGCAGUCACAGACAAAAGUUAGCCUUUUGAGUGGGGUCCCCUGAAUGAUUUGAGAUGCUCUGUACAUAGCACGCUGUUUCCUGCGGCAUCUGUUCCCACCCCACAAACGAGAACAGCCGUCACCCGUGCAGAUGGCACCCUUUACCCAGACGUGCUGUGUGCAACGGCCCCAAGGCGCCACGUCCCUGCUUUGGGGAAGCCAGGUCCUGCCUGGGAGGCACUUUGGGGUGUCUCUUAGCACCCCUUGCCCCACCGUGUGCUGCUUACACCCAACCUCAGUAGACUAGAAAGCAGCCCCAAACGUCCUGACGCUUCCACGGACCACAGGACUGCGUGGUCCACUCCUCGAGGCCUGUGUCCUGCAGGGUGGAGCCCCCCCACAGACCAGGCCCCCCGAACCUGCACAUUUAUGAGACUCCAAAGCCACCAGCGCUUCCAGACACCUUCUGUCACUAGAAGCAAUAACAACUCCAACAUGAGAACCAAGCUCCAUGCAGAGCAGACCAGUAACCCAGACACAAGCCAUCGCACGCACGUGUCUGAGCCAAGCCACACUGUGGGGGGCUCACACCUACAGGCCCCCCAGCUCCUCCAGACCCAGCCCAGGCUCCCCUGUGGGCCUUGCUGUCAGUGCCCCGGGCACAGGGAGCAGAGGGAGACAGGAAGGGCAGGCCUGGGUCUGUGCACAUGUGUGAUCUCCUUACCCUGUCCCCGCGCGUCUCGGAGCUGGGUCACCUGUCCUCCCUGGUCAGCCUGGGUGACAUGUAGGCUCUGCGCUCAGACAGGACCCAGCCAGCCUGUAGAGGCACACACCCCAGGUCCCCCAUAGAGCCAUACUGGGCCCAGUCAGCAGCCUAGAUGAAUCGCACCCCUGCUUUGUCCAGCUCAAGAAGGAAGGGUUCGGUUGGCCUUGUGCUUCCUUGCCCCGGUCAGGUGGACCCAUCUCCGUCCCAGCGUGUGCCCCCGUGCGCUGUGUCCCUGUGAUUCCCCGAGUCAGGGGUCCUGCUGGGCCCUCCCUGGGAGGCAGGCCCUGCCCACUCCACGCAUGCACCACUUACCCGCCUCCCCCCCC